Messenger RNA from Musca domestica (house fly), 4887 nucleotides. RefSeq lists its product as uncharacterized. Gene Ontology annotation, biological process: proteolysis; DNA integration. Bases 1 to 4887 code for a protein of 1628 amino acids. The record is from RefSeq and is a predicted model, not a curated record. Lineage: Eukaryota; Metazoa; Arthropoda; Insecta; Diptera; Muscidae. Gene Ontology annotation, molecular function: aspartic-type endopeptidase activity; nucleic acid binding. The transcript is spliced from 3 exons.
AUGUGUCUAAAUUGCUUCAAGGAUGACCAUCAGGCAAAAACGUGUACAAGUGGGAAGUGCAGGAAGUGUCAACAAAAACACAAUACACUUUUGCAUUUUUCAACGAGGCCACAAGUAGAGAACAAGUCAGCAGAUUUGUCGGUUCAACAGCCGCCAACAGUAGCAUCGGCGAAUAGAUCCCAAUCAUACGUACUUCUUGCAACCGCACGUGUUGCGAUCAAGGCAAAUAAUGGAAGAAGCUAUGAGUUUAAGGCGAUUCUGGAUUCCGGUUCACAAAUUAAUCUGGUGUCAGAGCGACUAGUGCAGAGGUUGGGUAUCGAACCCAUUCAAACAUCUCUCUGUAUCGAAGGUGUUGGAGGUAGAUCAAGAACCGCAAACCACAGGGUCAACGUGGAGCUUAAGUCACUCACCAGCAAAUUCAGAACACGCCUAGAAGCCUUUGUGUUACCAAAUAUAGUGCCACCCCAACCAAGCACUGAGAUCGACAUCACAUCAUGGCCUAUUCCAGAAAACAUAAAACUAGCAGAUCCCUAUUUUUAUCAAACGACCAGGAUUGACGUACUACUUGGAGCAGAGUUCUACUUCAACCUGAUUCUCUCACAAGAACUUCGAAUGUCCAAAGAGCUUCCUAUAUUGAAGAACUCAAAACUAGGAUGGAUUGCUAGUGGAAGAGUUCAGGCUGAAUCAGAAACUGUGACAUGCGCCGUUUUCGGAGAAGAUGAACAUGCUUUAGAAGAUUUAUUAAAGAUGUUCUGGGAACAAGACGAUGUUUGUGAAGACCAGAACUUGACAAUAGCAGAGGAACAGUGUGAAAAUCACUUCAACCAAAAUACAACAGUGAAUGAGAAUGGUCGGUUUGUGGUGCGAUUACCGUUUGCAGACGGCCCUGAGAAAAUUUCUGAAUCCUUGAAUAUUGCAGCAUCAAGAUUCUUUGCGUUGGAACGUCGCUUAUCUAAGGAUGCAAGUCUUCACGAGCAGUAUGCUAAAUUUAUGAAGGAGUAUGAGGAUCUGGGACAUAUGACGAAAAUACAAUCAAGAGAGGUGCGUGGUAAUCAUUACUAUAUCCCGCAUCAUUGUGUCCUACGCCCAAAUAGCAGCACAACAAAACUGAGGGUUGUGUUCGAUGCGUCUUGCAAGUCAUCAUCUGGAUGGUCACUCAAUGAUAUUUUGCAUUCAGGUCCCAGGGUUCAAGGAGAUCUGUUUGGAAUGCUGUUGCGGUUUAGACUGCCGAGAUUUGUGUUUACAACAGACAUUGAAAAGAUGUACAGACAAGUGCUAGUCGACAAAAGAGAUCGCAAAUAUCAACUAAUCGUAUGGAGAAACACUCCAGACAAGGAACUCGAACAUUACAUGUUGAAUACGUUAACAUAUGGUACGACGUGUGCCCCAUAUCUUGCUACAAGAUGUCUGAAAAAGCUAGCAGAUACGAACAUACAAAGAUAUCCAUUGGGGGCGAUGGUAUUGCAAAAGAAUUUUUACGUUGACGAUUGCAUGUGCGGGUCUGACAGUUUAACAACGGCAAUUGAGAUGCAGAAACAAGUUAAUAUGUUACUACUGGAAGCUGGAUUUAGACUACGAAAAUGGUGUGCUAACCACUUAAAACUGCUGCAUGGAAUUCCUCCAGAAGAUAGAGAAGUAGAUCUCAAUUUUGACAAAUCAUCAACCAAGGUUUUGGGAUUAACAUGGAUUCCUCAAGCAGACCGAUUUUGUUUGAAGAGUGAUGUGAACGAAUGCACCAAGGUCACCAAGCGGAAGGUCACAUCUGAUUUGGCAAGAUUGUUUGACCCCUUAGGAAUUGCGGGUCCUGUGGUGUCAGCAGCUAAGAUCUUUAUUCAGCAACUGUGGAAGAAUAAACUUGGCUGGGACGAGGAACUGCCAGCAGAAAGGGCAGCAUAUUGGCUAUCGUUCCGAGAAGGUCUGAAGAUGUUAAAUGAUUUCAGGUUACCCAGACACAUGUUUGAUGGAGAGAAACCAACAAAAAUUGAGAUACAUACUUUCGUGGACGCGUCAGAAAAGGCAUAUGGUGCUGUGGUGUAUCUUCGAGCUAUGCUGCCAGACGGCAGGCAUAUAGUCAGACUUCUUUGUUCAAAAUCAAAAAUAGCACCAAUAAAGGAGAUCACGCUGCCACGGUUAGAGCUUUGUGCCGCUGAAUUGGGAACAAAACUUACUGCUAAGGUCAAAGCCGAAUUGGGUUACGAAGAUCUAAGGACUAUUUAUUGGUCAGACUCAGAGAUUACAUUGUACUGGAUCAAUUCAGAACCAUCAGCUCUAAAGACGUUCGUUGCCAACAAAGUAAAAAAUAUACAAGGCAGAUCGAUAAACACUCAAUGGCGACAUGUGGGGACGAAGGAUAAUCCUGCCGAUUAUAUAUCCAGAGGUAUGAAACCAGAUCGUCUGUCGGGAUGUCUGAUGUGGUUUUAUGGACCCACGUAUCUACAUGGAAAUGAAUCUCUCUGGCCGGGGCCCUUCUCAAAGAAUAGAGAAAAUCAAUCCGAUCUUGAAUUCAAGACAAAAUCUACAGUAUCAGCAAUUGCCUCACAGAGUGGGUUACAGGAUAUGAUCUAUGGAAUCAACCACAAGGGUUCAUUUAGACGAUUACAACGUAUUGUCGGUUAUGUCCUGCGAUUUUCAGAAAGGAUAAAGGGACGCAAGCAUGGAAGUUCGACAGAUGUAUUGACACCUAUGGAGUUGAAUCAGGCGAUGCAACUAAUAGUCAAGACCGUACAGGUGGCAGAUUUUGCGAAAGAAAUUCAGCAAUUGAGGAAACAUGGAGCAUUGGACAAAUCAAGCUCCAUACAUAGUUUAACUCCGUUUCUUGAUGACAGAGGAAUACUUAGAGUCGGUGGCAGGUUGGAAGAGGCAACCUUAGCAUACGACACAAAACACCCGAUGUUGUUACCAUACAACGAUCCAAUUGUGAAACUCAUUCUCAGCAUGAUCCAUUUAGAGAAUAGCCACUGUGGCUCACAACUAUUACUGGCAACAUCAAGACAAAAAUAUUGGAUAAUCAAGGGGAAGGCUAUGGCUCGCAACAUUGUGCAAAAUUGCGUAAGGUGCACCCGGGCGAAGCCAAAGUUAUACAACCAAAUCAUGGGAAAUCUCCCACCGAGCAGAGUCACACCAGCAAGGCCGUUUAUUGUCUCCGGCGUUGACUAUUGCGGACCGUUAUGGGUCCACUACAAAAUACGAGGCAAGAGACCACACAAGGUUUACAUCGCUGUCUUUGUCUGCUUCGCAACAAAGGCUGUACAUUUGGAAGUAGUUACAGACCUAACAACGGAAGCAUUCAUUGGAGCAUUGAAGAGAUUUAUCUCUCGGCGAGGAAAAUGUCAAACCCUAUAUUCAGACAACGCGACUAACUUUGUAGGUGCUAAAAAUCAGCUCGAUGAAUUCAAUAAGGCUGUCUUUGGGGAGAAAGGCAAAGAAAUAAUAGCGGAGACGUGCUCAAGAGAAGGGAUCGAUUUCCAGUUUAUUCCCCCAAGAGCACCACAUUUUGGUGGCUUAUGGGAAGCCGCGGUGAAGUCAGCCAAGCAACUGUUGCUUCGCACCACUAAUAGUGCAUCAUUAACCCACGAAGAGUUGGAAACAGUUGUUAUUGAAAUAGAAGCAAUCCUGAAUUCCCGACCGUUGACUCCUAUUUCUGACGAUCCAAAUGAUCUAGCUGCAUUAACACCUGGUCAUUUUCUUGUGGGAGAACCGUUAACGGCACAGGUUGACCCAUCAGCGAACCAAUCGUCAACAUCAUUGACAAGCAGAUGGAAGGUCGUAUCUCAAAUUAGGCAUGAGUUUUGGAAACGUUGGUCCACGGAGUACUUAAAUACUCUGCAAGAAAGAAGGAAAUGGAGUACACCAUCUCCAAACGUGGAACCUGGUCAAUUGGUCAUUAUUAAGGAAGAUAACAUGCCUGUAAUGCAGUGGCCGCUAGGCAGAAUAACCCGAACAUAUAAGGGCAACGAUGGAGCCGUUCGUGUAGUCGACGUAAAGACACAAAACGGCGAAAUUAAAAGAGCUAUAACCAGAUUAGCUCCUUUAUGGAAAAAGGAAAAGGAACCUCUUCCGCCUAUAGAGACCAAGAAUAUGGAUGGCUUUUCUACCGGGAUAGGAACCCUUCAGAAGUUGUGUAAGAUAGCAGUUGAGAACAGAAGCUGUGAGAUACUUUCAGAAAAUCUUAUUCAAGUACAAAAGCAGUUGGAAUCAAAUACACUGAACAUAUUCCCCAGGCGCAUCAGGAGAGGAGCUCUAAACAUAGUCGGGAACCUCGCACACUCGUUAUUUGGUGUCUUGGAUUCGGAAUAUGCGGAGCAAAUGACUGUGACAAUUGAGAAGGCAAAUGAAGACAAGCAACAUUUGUUGGAUCUUCUAAAAAAUCAGACAUCUAUUAUUGAUUCAACAAUCAACAUAAUUAGAAAGGACGAAGAUACGAGCCAAAGGAACUUCGGCAACAUGCAAGUGGAGAUGAACCUUUUGGCAAAUAAGGUGAAGAAAGAAGAAGAUGUUGUAAAGACAACACAAUCAAUUAUGUUUCUCACUUCACAGCUCAUGCUACUUUCAUCAAGGUUGAAACAUAUAGAAGAUAACUUAAUCGACGUUUUAACGGAUGCUCAUCAUGGUCGGAUAAGUCCGUUGCUACUUACGCCACAUCAAUUGCUACAAGAGCUCCAAACCAUCAAGGCUCACAUUCCUCCAUCUCGUGCUCUACCCGUUCGCGAAGAUAAUGUUUCGGAUUUCUUCAAAUUAAUGAAGAGAUGGGAUAUAAAUGAUACACUUCCACCAUAUGAGAAUCGCCUAAAACUAAUUGAUCUUCCGACACUGGAAAAGAAACGUUUAAUGUUAAGAGCUUUAUUUAUUAUAAAACUUUUGCGUGGCGAAAUCGAUUCACAGUUUUAA